AGUUCUCCCGUGCCCGAGGCAACGCGUCACAAUAAACAGCUGCGGCCACGGUCCACAUAGGCAGUGCGCGGAGCGUGCGGAGGCGCUUCGCAGGGAGGCGUCGCGUGCAGGAGUUCGCGCGACUUGGCUCGUGGCCCCUGUCGCUCCUGCGGCAGAGUUAACGCGGACCCGACCUCAGACGACCUGGUGUCGGCUGUCGGACGGGGUGUCCUUCUGAGAGGUGACUUGGUCCUCGGGGCCGCAGGGUGUUGUCCUUUAGACGCGUCCCUACUCAGAGCCUGUUUCCUUAAUGGGAAAUCAUUUUCCUGUCGCUUCAGUUUUCCGCCCCUCCUCCACCGCCCCGUCCCCUCAGCGCUUGAAGCUUAAGGGACCUUGCCAAAAUCAGCUUGUGGUACACUUCAUCCUGCGCUCGCCGGCUUCGGUUGUAAGCAACCUGGGGCCAGGAUCCGGGCCCUUUGAAAUGUUUUCCUAGCUUCUGUCCGCGAGCUUUACCCAGAGGAGGGGUUUGCGAAGUGUUUGUUGAAUGAACCAACGAUUCUGUAAAUGUGGAUCAGAAGAGUUAAGUAGUGGGAAAAUUCAAGGCGGGAUCUUCUCUCCUUUCCUUUCCCCCUCUGUGGCUCGCUGGGUCGUGUGCCGGGCGCUGCGCAGACGCUGGAAACACUGGGUAGGAUUUUGCUAUAAAAGAAAUAACCAUAGUGAACCCUCUGAAGUUGUCAAUAUAGAGAAUACCACCAGGAGAAAGAACCAUGCCUGUGGAAGGAGGGAAAACGGAUAUGGAGAGGAUUGGCCUCUUCAGUGAGAUGGAAUAUGUUACUGUUGGUGAUAAAUAUGUGUCAUCAUUUAAUCGACCUUUUAAUGAGGCUGCAAGCAAAAAUAAACAGAUGCUACCUGGGGGAUCCAAAGAAAUGUCGAAUCUCCAGGCUGGUUAUUUUGAUCCCCAUUUUGUAAGGAUAUUUGAAGGUGAAGGCUAUGUAAGUCUGAACCAAAUGAGGAGAUGGCGUAUGAUGGAAGAAGCCAAAAAAAAUCUAGGCAAAGCCUUCCUCCCUAGUAGUGGAGAUAAAAAGCCAUGUGGUUUAGGAAGCUACUAUGGCACAUUAGGUGGUCCCGUGCCAUUCUUCAGUGCACAGUCAAAACCCAGAGAAAAAUAUGAGGCACCUGGAAAGAAUUUAUACACAAACCCAGGAAAGAAAGGAACUGGAUAUGGCUAUGCAAAUAUUACCAUUGGUAAGCAGUUUUCACACUCUGCUGAUUUCUACGAUGCACCAAAACUAAAUUAUAAGAAGGAGAAUGAAGAACACCACCGUUUAGUUAAAGGAACACCUUUCAAGUUAAACCUUUACCCAAGGGAAUAUUUUGAUACCAAUCCUUAUUCGUUUGAGAAAGCUUUACCACCAAUUAAAAAAACAGAGAAGAAAGAAUUACUUUCACACCCCUUUAAGCCAUCUUCUCCAGGUAAAAAGGCUGGUGGAAUGAAAGCAGGAACAUUUGACCCUUACCCUUCACAUUCUGCUGACCCUUAUGUGGUUAAAUUGGCAACCCAGAUUUCCAGCAAAGAUGCUAAGAUUUUCCACCCACCAGGUGGACCAAAGAGCAGACCGGUUGAAAGUAUAAUGACUUUGAAUGUCAAAAGGGCACUAAAUACGAAGAACUACAAGACUGCUUCAGUACAGUCCUAUUAGCAUCUGGAAGACAAAUAGCUUUCUAGGUUGUGACUACCAAUAAUUCAUUAUCGAGUGCUAACUAUUUGUAAAAAACAUAAGAUGUGGAACAUAUCUCAAACAUUUGAAAGAUAUUUAAGCCUGAAAUUCUAAUAUUCUUCCUUGCUUUAGUACUAUUACUUAACAAAUAAACAGUAUUUCUUAAUAA
This is a messenger RNA of Neogale vison (American mink), 1866 nucleotides long. It is a transcript of the gene CFAP96, whose product is annotated as chromosome 11 C4orf47 homolog. The coding region runs from base 747 to 1679 and encodes 310 amino acids. Lineage: Eukaryota; Metazoa; Chordata; Mammalia; Carnivora; Mustelidae. Gene Ontology annotation, cellular component: centrosome. The record is from RefSeq and is a predicted model, not a curated record. The transcript is spliced from 8 exons.